This is a messenger RNA of Melanotaenia boesemani (Boeseman's rainbowfish), 5137 nucleotides long. Its product is annotated as KN motif and ankyrin repeat domain-containing protein 4-like. Gene Ontology annotation, molecular function: protein binding. Lineage: Eukaryota; Metazoa; Chordata; Actinopteri; Atheriniformes; Melanotaeniidae. Gene Ontology annotation, biological process: negative regulation of actin filament polymerization. The record is from RefSeq and is a predicted model, not a curated record. The coding region runs from base 160 to 2799 and encodes 879 amino acids. The transcript is spliced from 9 exons. Gene Ontology annotation, cellular component: cytoskeleton; cytoplasm.
CUGAGCAGUGGCAUUUACCAAACAGCCACGGCAUGCCACUCUCUCUGACAGCACCUCCCCGCCUGCUUAGGAGACAGACAGGCAGAGCUGAGAGCAGACUGUAGUGGACUGUCUGGCAAACACACCCUCAGAUCAGCAAGUGGGGAAAAACUGCUGAACAUGUCACAAGGAAAUAUCUCACGUCAUAAAACAACAGAGAAUGGAAUUAAAGCGAAGCCUCCAUACUCAGUGGAAACACCUUAUGGCUUCCAGAUUGAUCUGGACUUCCUCAAAUAUGUGGAUGACAUAGAAAAAGGCAACACCAUAAAAAGAGUUCCCAUUCUACGUCGAAGCAAGGGAUCCCGUGCCAGCACCCUCCCCAGGCACCUCAACCCUUCCGGGUAUGGCUGUCGUCCAAGUCCCUGGGGAUCCACUGGAGCUCUUGGCCCCCGAUCCCGACUGUCAGAUACCCACCCACAUGGCUACACGUCUUGGGCCCAUGAUUACAGGCGACCUCUCUCUCCCACCAGACUUAAAUCUAUGGCAGAAAUGGAGGCCAGGAUCAGGGAGUUUGAUGAGCAACCUCUUGGAGAGCACAUCAGACCCCACCUCCUUCGUGCAUCCAGCAUGCCGCUUACUGUUUUACUAAGACAAGAAUCAGAGUCCACGGACGAACGAAGCAGCCUCCAAAGUUCGAGGGAUCAGCUUGGAGGAAGAAACACCUCAUGUGAAGAUGUCUUCUCCUCUCCGGACAGCCCUCGCCCCCAGGACUGCUCGGGGCUGCUGAGGCGCCUGACUGAGGCACUGGAACGUGUGGGGGAGCUGGAGAUGGAAGUGAGGGUAGUUCCCGAGCUCAGAGCACAGAUCUGCAUCCUCCAGGAGGAGAGAGAAAGACUCCGCCUUGGCCUGGUCCUGAUCCCUCCUUCCACCAUCAAUGGAGCCACGGAGCCUUCUUCCUCGUCCGACUACAGCAAGAUGGAGAUGAAAAGACCUCAGCAUGAACAUCACAUCAGGUUUCCUAGAAAUUACAGCAUCAUUCAGGAUGAUUCAAAUCCCACACAUGAGUGGAAGACCAGUACGGACCUGGAUGAGCUUCUGACGGUGACGGCCCUGCAGGCCAAGGUGGCGAUGCUGGAGCAGAAGCUUCAUGAGACCAGCCUGGAGCUCCAUGGGGCGGUGGGGCUGCUGAAGGAGCAGCAGGAGGAGAGCAGGAGGAAAGAUGAGAAGAUGGACCAUCUCAUUAAGAAUCCUGGGGUUUGGGUCCGUGCAGAGAGGGUGAUGGUAGAACAGAACGGAGACGAGACGGUGGUGAGAUCCAUCGAACCAGAUUACAACAAAUCAUCCUCUUUCAUCUGCACAAGAACUGUCACCACAAACGCUGGAAGAAAUCAACAAGACUCCGUAACACUGACUGAAAGUAGUCGACUGGUGGAAGCUGCUGAUGCUUCAGCAGACAGCACAGACACAGCAGCGGUCGUUCAUCACAUCAAGAGGAUCAAGAGUCUCCUGGAUCAGCAGUGGGAGUGGGUGUGUGGAGGGACUAAAUCUGGAGACAAGGGUAAAAUCUUGAAGCAUCCAGAUCCUAAAGUCAACUCCCUUCAGCAGGAGAUGAUGGAGCUUGUUGACGUCCUCAUGUCCCACUACAACCAGCAUGGACACGGUGAUGGGGAGAAGAAACAGCAGGGAGCCUCUAAAUCCACCCUGAAGACGGAUCGAUGUGCCCAGACGUCCAAAAACCAGCACUCUGAGGUUGCUGAUGACGGACUCAGAAUGAGUGCAAGAGGAAAUAUGGUCAGCCUGGACUGCAGGAAUCAGAGUAACCAUGGUGAUUUGGAGCGCAGGGAGAUCAGAACUAGUCCUGGGAGGAUGGAUGCUGCCCUGGUAGAUGUAGAACCUGUGAGGAGAGGAGUGGAUGAAGAUUGGCCUGCUGGCCCAAACAGACAUGUGAUACCUGUGGGAACAGGAUCAGGACGAACAGGUGGAGGUGCAGCGUCGCUGGAAGCUCCAGAGAAAACGGCCAAAUCAAAACCCCCUGGAGAACAGAUGGGGGGAAAGUCUGGAUCAGAAACCAGCAGCAGGGAGAUGGUGAGUGCAGAUUUUAUGUCUGCAUGUCAUUUCCUCAGCGAUCACAUGGACAACAUGGAUAACCCCGACGACGAUAUGAGGAAGGCUCUGGUCACUCUGUUCCAGCACUGGUUUGGUGCUGCAGCAGAGGAGGCCUCCGAGGACUGCAGAGUGGCUGCAUACCUGAAAGAAGUCAAGAAGGCAACACCGUCCCUGCUGGCCUUUCUCGUCAACCUCGCAGAUGACAACGGCAAUACUGUGCUGCAUUACAGCGUAUCCCACUGCAACUACAGCAUCGUCGGCCUGCUGCUGGACACAGGUGUGAGUGAUGUGAAUGCUCAGAACAACACUGGCUACACAGCAGUGAUGCUGGCCUCUCUGACAGCUCCUGAUGGACCUGGUGGGAUGGAAGUUGUCCGCAAGCUAAUGGAACUGGGAAAUGUUAACAUUCGCUCCAGCCAGACGGGUCAGACAGCUUUGCACCUCGCAGUGAGACAUGGCCGAGUCGUUAUGGUGCGCCUGUUGCUAAGCUGUGGGGCAGAUGCUAACAUCCAGGACAACCAGGGAACGACGGCCCUCAUGUUCGCGUCCGAGAGGGGCCACACACACAUCGCAAGACUACUGCUGGAAAGAAGCCAGUGUGACCUAAAACUCAUGGACAAGCGGGGUCAGACUGCUCUGUCUGUUGCCAUGCGAGGUUCCCACACUGACACAGCCGCCCUGCUGCAGGCCCACGCUAAAGCUCGAGCUCUUUGAAACUGGAGGGAAUAUCGUCUUACACACAUGGUCUUUCACAUCUGAGGCGGUCACAACGAUGUUGCUGAAUUCUUGACUGAUGCAUGAUAUUCAAAUGUUGCUUUAUCCAAAUGAGUUAAAGCUUGGACGACUGCUGGUUUGUUGAUGCACUAUAAAAUGAAUGUGCUGAUUUCUGUUUUCCUUAUUGUUGGUGUAAGUUACCUUUAAACUUUGCACAUCCAUGUAAGCAGCUUAGCUCUGCAAACUAUGCAAUGGAAAAUGUAUUUAUUAUAAAAUGUUUUUUAACAUGAAUAUGUUAGCAAUAACACAAAAAAAAUCAAACAGUAACAUCUAUUUGUUUUAAGGGAGAUUUAAUGCAUAUAAAAUAGUAUUUUUGCAGCAGUUCAGAACCAUUUAAAGGAAAAUCCUGCAAAACGCUUGUCCCACCCUGCAUGCUGAACACAUGAAAGAUUAUAUUUCAUACCAAGAAACCAACCUGUUGAUUUCAUUCACUAGUUACUGCUAUAUCAAUGUGUAAACUGUCUCUUUCAAAUAAAAAAAAAAUAUAUAUAUAUAAAACAAAUGAUUCUACAUCCAGCAAACAGAAAUCAUUCAGCAGCUUUUAAUCUGCAGUGAUAAAUCUGACCAGCAGGUGGCAGACCUCUUCCAUGUCACCACCACUAACACUAGCAAAAUCAAACAUAAUAGAAAGCAACAGUAUACAGAAAUCGGGAAUUGUUAAAAGGAGCAUAUCCGAGGGAUUACAUCUAAUCCCUUUCAAGUGUGACAGACGUUGACUUGUGCUAAUUCCAGCAGGGAUGCGAGAUUCACCUGCAAACCAGCUGUGUGGCAGCCAGUGAGGAUCAGUCAGUCGUGAAAGCUGAUUUGUUUGGUUGGCCUUUGUUCCUCUAAAAUCCUGGGAAACUGUAAGAGGGCUAAAGGGUUAGAGUUGCUGCAAGGACUUAUGUUUUUGGGAUAAGACAAAAAGGAUUGAGGAAAGACGAGGAAGACACAAACUGCAAAGCCAUCUUGUUUCCCCCCUGCAGAUCUCAUACAGCUUGUCCUGCUGCAAUGACCCUGAGCACAUAUAUAGAUAUUUAUAUAUCAGUCACAAGGAAAAUAGGAUGGCUUUAUAAAAAAUGCAACUAUUCAUCAAAUGUUACUGAUAAAGGAUCAACACACAAACACAUGAAAACAAGGACAGAAAGGAAAAGAUGCAUCGAGUAAAACAGGUUGAAUAGGAAGCAAAUACUCCUGGUCAGAUCAUGGUCAGAUGCAUAGGAGGAAAUUCACCAUCCCCCACCCAAACAGGCUCUAAUGUCACAAUGAAUAAAGGGGCACAUCUCAGCUUUUGUCCAGCAGUGAACAUCUGUGACACCUCUUGUCUGCUGCAGGCACCAGAGGACUAAUAAAAACAAAAGUACUUAUUACAUAGGACUGUAAUGGUUUUGGUACAACAAGGAGGCUGAGUUUAAAGGCAUUUGCCCUCCUUCAUUUUAAUAAAGAUAAUGGACUGGAUUUGUUUACUACAGUGUUUCUGUCUGCUGAUGAAUCAGUCAAUUGAUGAAUGCAAAGCACCUUUCAGCCAGUCUAGGAUUUACUGAGACAGCAGGGUUUGGUACGACCAGCAGACUGGAGGGGCUGAUGUGAGUAAAUAAAAACAGAUAUUGCUGAGCAUUUUGAUGGUUAUAUUUAACUAAAGAAAAAAGCAAACAUUACCAUGUCUGACAUGUUUGGAGUUUCUUCAUCUUGGUCGAGAUUUUCAAAGCUUGUAGAGACUUAUGAAGCUGAAAGCUGUUUUAGUGGACUAGUGUUGAGCGAAGGGUCCUCAGUGAAUGAGAGAAGUCAGUAGAUUUAAUCAGGGGUUGAAUAUAUGACAGUUCUGGGUGAAACAGCUGCAGUGUCAGUAGGCCUGUCACAUUAUAAAACAAACACGUUGUCAUUUGUAUUACAUCUUUCAUUUUUGAGGGUUAAUGGCCUUUCAAUGACAUCAUCUAAUCUGCUAUACAGAUGACUUUCCUGUUUAUUCAAUGUAUUUGUCCACAAAGCCUGAGAGUCUAAAUGUAAAAUGUAAUUUUUCUUUUUAUUAUAAAUGGUGACAUCUACAUAUCUAACGUAAGGGGGGUGGGGAGUGCUCACAUUUUACUAGUAUAUUUGCAUCGCAUAGGAAUGUGAUGCAUUUUGGAAAAUCAACAAGAGCUAAAAAAAAGUUUUUUAGGUUCUUCAGAGCCGAGGGUCUCAAGUUUGGGAAUAAUUCUCUGUAGGUUAUGAGAAGCAACAAAGGAUAACAGAAAUUAUGUGUCCCAUAAAUAUGAAUCUGUACCUCAAGACAGUUGUUUAGAAGUUAAAAAUAAAAUAA